Messenger RNA from Ostrea edulis (European flat oyster), 4872 nucleotides. RefSeq lists its product as uncharacterized. The record is from RefSeq and is a predicted model, not a curated record. NCBI's taxonomy places the organism in Eukaryota, Metazoa, Mollusca, Bivalvia, Ostreida, Ostreidae. Bases 2580 to 4721 code for a protein of 713 amino acids. The transcript is spliced from 7 exons.
GUGUUUUUUAAAGUUUUACCAACAAUUGCAGAAAUAUGACAACUGAAACUUUAAUAUCAGCUUAGAGCACUCCAUUUCCUUAAAUAUUAUCCUUUGUCAGAAUGGAAUGAAAUCAUUGAGUGUGGUGUUCCUACAGUCAUAUAAUGUGUUUGACUGUUCAGGAAAACAAAAUCAAGACAUUGAGACCAGAAACUGCAGAUAUUUGUAUUUUUAAUGGUGUAAAAAUUGACCUUAGAUGAUUUUAUGAGAAAUAUGUAGAAAAGUGAUUGUUUUCAAUGAAAUAUAGAACUUGACUCAUUUAUAGCACUAUACUGUAGAUGUAUAAUGUCAACAGUUGUAUAAUAAAUGGACAAAAGAUGAUUAAUUUCAUGAAAAUGGAUUGUAAGUAGUCUAUAACAUUACCUGUAAUAACACAUUAUUUUCAUUGGAUGAUUUGAAUCUAACAUAUAUAGAUUUCAAUAAAACAUCCUUAUCAGAAUGAAAAGAAAAUGCAAAAAUUCCUGUAUACAAAUACUGGAUUUUAUCUUUCUAGAGGGUGCAUCAACAAAUAAAAAAGGAUCUAAGCGAUCUUUAGAUUUUGAGACUAAUAGAGACCAAAGCGACAUUCAACCCACACCUUUAGAUGGGUCGAUUGAGGUUAACUUGUAAAUUGAAAGUGUAGCAAAAGUUUUUACUGAUCAGUUCAUUACUAGAUGUUCAUGUUAUACUUAGUCACUAACAUAGUAUUUCAUUAAUCAUGAUUCAGUUUAGCUCACCUUAGCUGAAAGCUUAAGUGGGCUAUUCUGAUCACAUCUGUCUGUCCAAAAACUUUUCACAUGUUUGACUUCUUCUCCAGAACCAUGAAGCCAAUUUCAUUCAAAAUUGGCACAAAUCAAUUCUUGGGUAAAGGGGAUUCAGUUUGUUCACAGGAAUGUUCUCUUCAAAGGGGAGGUAAUGAAGGAAAUGCAAAAAAAGAAAGAAAGAAUGGAUUGAUCUAAAAAUGUUCUCAAGAACCACUGGGUGAGAAAAGUCAAAUCUUACAGGAAAACUUCCUGGCAUAGUGUAGAUGCAAGUUUGUUAGAAGGGUUGGGCUACAAGAAGACUUUUAGGAGAUCAAAGACCCAUAGGCCUCUUGUAAGGGUUGCUCAUUACAUCAAGACUUAUACUUUUAUGAAACUACAUCACAAGAUGGUGAUUUAUGUUUUUUUAAAAAUUAUUUGUAUCAAUCAGUUUGUUUGUCUAUCAUCGUAGCUCAGUGGAUAAAGUUACCGGUGAGUGACCCACAGAUCACAAGUUCAAAUCCACCAGUCUUCAGUUCAUAUUUACUGAUAUAAAUUUUUGAAAAUCAUGUUUUUUUAAAAUCCCAAUUGCAUAUUUUUGGCUUUUUGACAUAUGUACUCAUUACGUAUCAUCACAUCUUUCAUAAUUAAAUCAGUUUGCGCCGAUUUGAUAAGCUUUUUCAUGUUGUAGUGAACAACCCAAUCUGACUAAAGUACAGAUCUAUAUAUUUUAGGACACCUGAGUAAACUCAUAUUGCAAUUGGUUGUUGUCCAUUGUUGUUUGAUAACAAUUGAACAUAUUUAACUUCUUGAUAACUACUAUACUAAUUCUUUUCAAAUUUGGUGUGAAGCAUCUUUGGAACAAAGGGGACAUAAAUUGUAAAUUUCAGGAUUCCUGCACCCCUGGGGCCUUAGGGGUGGGGCAAAAACUGCCCAAAAUUGACAAAUUUUCAAAACUCUUCUUUAGAUCCGCAAAUGUUUAAGAAAAACUAAAUGCAUAAUUAUGUAGAGCGAGAAGGCCUUUACCAAAAUUGUAAAUUUCAUGAUACCCAGGGUAGGGGUUCUGACUCCAGGGUGGGACUAAACUUUGUAUAUAUUGUUUAUGUGUAAUUUUGCUGGUACUGUAUAAAAUCUAAAUGCAUACUUAGGAAUAGCAGAAAAGGAUGUACGGUGAAUUUCACAAGCCUGGGUUUUGACUCUAGGAUGGGUCCAAAUCAGUCAUAUCUUUUAAUGCUUUAAUGUUAAUACACCUAUUAUUUCAUCAGUGUAUGCACUUUUAAGGGCGCUUAAGUUGUAAGAACACAUCUUGUUUUAUACUGUUGCUGAACAUUAGAAUUUAGUCAAAACAGGAAUUUGUUUCCUCUAGAUUUCAUGGCCCUUGGGAGUAGUGAUACUUUUUUACUAGUACUCACAUGACCUAUAAGGCCUGUGGGCCUCUUGUUUGUAGUUGAUGUAGCUGUGAAUGAAUUUGAAAAUAAGUUGACCUUUUGUAUUUGCUAAUUAUGCAUGUGCAUGUUGUUCUUUCAGAUUAUGCUUCAAUUCAGAUUUUGGAUUUUCUAUAAAUCUCAACUAUGAUAAAAGAUUAGUAUUUACUAUCCAAGUGGUCGCAAAAGUAGGUUCAUCACCGAUGAAAAGGAGAAGAAGGUCUGCAAAAUUGUUUUUAGGGGAAAAGACAUAGGCAGUGGAUUGAGGGACUUUUUAAAGACAAGUCAUCCAGAAGAACUAAUUGAGGGUUCUGUAGCAAUUUUAGGUGAUGAAUGCAAAACCUUGUGCAAGAGAAAUUCUGGAAGUGUGCUUCAAGACAAAUCAAUUCAAAAUGUUAUGGAAUUCACUUGGGACAAACUGUACACAGAACUACAAAUACGUGCCCCUAAUAUCCUGAAGAUAGUAUCAGCAAUGGUCAAUGACAUUCCAAUCCAAGUGAAUAACAAACCAUUUCAACUUGUAAUGUACACUUUGUCCCAGAUUCUGCAUGCCAGAUCUCAAGAAAUGUCUUUAGUACAGUACUUGUCAGGACUAGUGUUAAUGCAUGGAGGAUGCACCCUUAAGGAUAUCGAGAGGAUUGCCAAAUUUGGUGCUUCAGUUCACCCAGAAACAUUGCGAAGAAAGCUGAAUUCAUGGGACGAAUACUUGGACGAAGAACUACUUAAGUACAAAACAGAAUGGAGUCGAGGAGGAAACAAGAAAUAUCAGCUAAUUGGAGACAAUUGGGAUAGAAAUAUUAUUCCAUCUUAUCGUACCUCUCAAGACAAGACAUUGUCUUUGCACCUGUUUCAGGUUAUUGGAGUCGUUGAUAGGGUGGAUUCUUUUAAUUGUGCUUUUGAUCCACAGCUCCUAGAUAUUUUAGAAUUAACUCCUGUGGAUUUUAUUCCCUCAGUAGCUGAUCAGGACAUUCUUCUGCAUGAGUUGACCUUUUUAGUGGCCAAUGCAGUGAUUGCAAAUAUUGAGCAGCUGAACGGAGCAUUUGGAUAUAUAUAUCCAAAACACUUGAAGCACAAGUAUAGUGAAUUCUCAGGAAUGAAAACGGAACAAUAUUCUUUGGGACUUUUUGAUUGUAAUGAAAUGGUUACCCAAGAUGUGAUCAGGCUACUAAAGGACCUAUCAAAGAAGUAUGUGCCCAUUGAUGAUGCUGGGGAAAUAGUUGAGGAAGUGUUUUUUGGAGGAGACAGAUUGACUGAUGAGAGAAUACAGAGUGCCCAAGAAGCUAUGACCAAUAAUGAAAAUCCAUUGGAUAAGUUUGAAGGAUUCAUUUCCAAAAUUGAAGAUUUUCAUCGGCUCAUGAACUUCCUCGAGGCAAUUGUGUUGCAAACAUACAGCACCCAGUCAGCAAAUGACAGAGGAACAGUGUAUUAUUAUAAGAACAUAUUAAAUGCACGCAAUGUGAAGGGGAAAGUAAAGAACUCUUACAGAGGAUAUAAAAUGCUAUACCGUACUAUAUUUGAUGCUAUGUGUUGUGCAUUUUUCUUGAAAGAGUUUGGACUUCUUAACUUAACAGAGAGCAUACCACUGCCUGAUGAAUUCUCCAAAUGGACAGGAGAGGAAAAAAUACAGUGGAUGAAUAACAUAUGUGAACGAAUUGUGAACAAGUGGUUUUUUGGAGACAGUGACUUGUUUGAAGAGUUGCGACAAGUAUUGUCUGAUCCAGAUCAUGAAGAAAAUUAUUGGUUCGGGAACUUUAAAGAUGGUCGCUUUUCCUGCCACUACUGUGAAAAAACUUACUGUCAUAUCAAAAGUGCAGAAUUUCAUGAAAAAGAAGUCCAUGGCCAUUCCAAACCAGCAUUACGAAAAAGUAAACAAGCAAACCUAUUGCAAGAUGAACUUUUUGAUUAUUUGAUAGCCCUUUUCCGUCUGUCAGCAUUACAUCGAAAUCUUGAUACGGCAGUGGAUAUGGCUGAUGGCUAUAGAUCUAUUCGCUCAGCUAAGUACGAGACCCCGCUGUACAACAAGACCCACAAAACAAAAUAUCUUAUCGGCAGCAUCCAUUUAACAGGCCUCGUAUCAGGAACCUUGCCGCCUCCUCAAACAGAGAGACUUAUUGCAAAUCGCUGUAUAAAUUUGUCAGGUGGGAAGAACUCGAACAUGGCACUAGAUGAGUAUGUAGAACUAGUCAACAGAGAUACAAAAAACACUUGUUCUGGAUUCCAAACAAAGGAGAGUAUAAUUGCGCACUCGAAACAAUUUCCUCUUUUAAUCAAAGCUGUGAAAAAUUUGGACAUGAUUAAUGAUGUACAUAGAAGAAAAGGAUUCCACAACAUACCUUCAUAUAAAUCUGAUGUUCGGAAGAUUGUACAAGACCUUUUUGACAUCGAUGGUUUUUCCCAACAUAAAGGACGCAAGCUCAAGUGCAGAGAACUAGUCCAGAAAAGCAAUCCAUUUGCAGACAGUUAUAAACAGUUGGUGAACAUGAUAUACAGACAUAAACCUUUACUUCCAUUCCGUCGAUUAAGGAAUAAACAACUAUAAUGAUGUGAUUGUUUAUCUACCUGGUACAUGAGACAUAAAAUCAAAUUAAAUAUUAUGGAGGAUUAUCGCCAAGACUUGUCCAAUGUACAUGCACACAUAUACAAUGUACAGUAAUUAAAUUUUCAAAUGGAAUAAACAUGGAUUUAAUCAA